AUGACUCGGCCGUCCACGGCCAUGACAUCAAGGUCAUACAUCACCACAUCACCCCGGCCAUCGUCCACCAUGGACGGCCGUAUCUGUACAAAAAGCCCCAGACUAUCUGUGCUCGAAAGGGCACAAGAAGCCAGGCGAGAAGAAGACGUACUCCUCAUCCGGGCAGCGAGGAGGGAGAGCCUUGCCCACAAACUAGCGCCUGGCAGGACUACUGCCGAUGGGUUCUGGGCCCUCACCGUGGAACACCCCCAAAGAUAUACGGCCGCCCCAAGGAGGCUUCCCGGCCAGGACACCUCAAGUUGGACUAUUCGACCGCAGCACGCAGGAUACCAGUCCUUCGACGUGGAUGUGCUUGCUACUAUCCUGGAGGAAAAGCAUAACAUGGACCCCGAAAGAGCGUCACGCGCCAUGAGGAUAUGGGAUGCUGUCAUCAAGUGUCUAGACGAGAUAUCAUCUUCGCUGGAUGCGAGUACAAGGCACUUGACGUGUGACCCGACCAAGGGCAUGGAUGGUGAGGUACCUACAGAACUUCACUCUCCCUCAUCACCGGCGAGACCCAGCGUUCGGGACCUACUCUCUGAACACCAAGACCUUUCAGAGCCAGCUGAAGACACAGCCGGACACAGAUACCCCUGCCCAUUUAGGAAGCGGAAUCCAGUGAGGUUCAACAUCCGGGAGCACGAGAGUUGUGCCAAGGCUCCCUUCUCGUUCACCGAAUUAAGACACCACCUCGCUUCUCACCACAAGCAAACAUUUAGGCCUCGCCAAUGCCAUCGCUGCAAGGUGCAAUUUGACAGUGACAUGGCUUUGCUGGAGCACCUCAUGCUUCCCAAAGACCGGAUAUGUGAUGUCGACUCAUCCAAAAAUCUCUAUGACCAGGAAGAUGGCAUCUCUCCAGACGUUGAGAAGGCGCUGCAUGACCCAAAACAGAGCAGUGAUUCGUGGACGUGGGAGUCAAUAUGGAAUCUGUUAUUCCCGUGUGACACCGAGAUUCCUGACUCAGGUUUGUUUCCUCACCACUGUUUGCCUGCGUGA
Podospora anserina S mat+ is the source of this 1035-nucleotide messenger RNA. RefSeq lists its product as uncharacterized. The record is from RefSeq and is a predicted model, not a curated record. Lineage: Eukaryota; Fungi; Ascomycota; Sordariomycetes; Sordariales; Podosporaceae. The coding region runs from base 1 to 1035 and encodes 344 amino acids. The transcript has 2 exons.